AUGGCGGAAUACGGCGAGAUGGACGAGUACGCCGACUACGAGGCUGGCGAUUACGAUGCUGAGAACGACGACGAGAUCACGGCCGAGGACUGCUGGAACGUCAUUUCAUCCUACUUUGACGAGAAAGGUCUUGUAUCUCAGCAGAUCGACUCGUACAAUGAGUUCACCACGUCCACAAUCCAGGGAAUCAUUGACGAAUACUCGGUUCUCACCCUGGACAACCCAAAUCCUCCCGACACUUUUGAAGGAAAGCCCAUUCGAUUGCGCCGAUAUGAAAUCAUGCUUGGAAACAUUCUCGUGACCCAGCCUACAGUUAAGGAAACAGACGGCAAGGUCAGCACCCUGGUGCCGUACGAGUGCCGUGACAGAAACUUGACGUAUUCUUGCCCGCUCUACGUCAAGCUCACCAAGAAGGUCAACGUCGCGGUCGAAGAGGAUAUACCGCUGCAUGAACUCAACGAUGAGCAGCGCGAGGAGAUGCAGAGGACGAACGAGCACCCCACCACCAUCCGUUGGGAGCUGGACAGGGACAAGUCACACAACCCGGACGAGAAGAUUUCGGGCGAAAAGAUGGCCGACAUGAUAUACAUUGGCAAGAUCCCAGUCAUGGUAAAGAGUCGAAUUUGCUAUCUGAGGAGUCAGCCCGAGUCGGAACUUUUCCUCCUGAACGAGUGUCCCUAUGAUCAGGGUGGCUACUUUAUCAUCAACGGUAGUGAGAAAGUCCUAAUUGCCCAGGAGCGCUCUGCUGCAAACAUCGUUCAGGUCUUCAAGAAGGCCCAACCAAACAAAUACCUCUACCAGGCCGAAAUCCGCAGUGCUUUGGAGAAGGGCUCUCGUCUCGUCUCAACCCUGACCAUGAAGUUGACCUCCAAGGGUGACAGCACGCGUGGAUCAUUUGGGCAGACGAUCCACCUGAACUUACCAUACACCAGUGGUGACCUCCCGAUCGCCAUCGUCUUCCGUGCUUUGGGAGUUGUCUCCGACGAGGAUAUUCUGAACCACAUCGUGUUGGACAAGAACGACACACAAAUGUUGGAGAUGCUGAGGCCCAGUAUUGAAGAGGCUUUCUGUAUUCAAGAUCGAGAAGUCGCGCUGGACUUUAUCGCCAAGCGUGUCGGUAAGGAUGGUGGCCAUUCGAACAGCAGACAUCUUCGUCUGAAAGUGGCACGAGACAUUCUGCAAAAGGACACGCUCCCCCACAUCUCCCAGGCAGAGGGCUGCGAGACCCGCAAGGCCUUCUUCUUGGGUUACAUGGUGCACAAGAUCUUGCAGUGUGCCCUUGGUCGUCGGGAUGUCGAUGACCGAGAUCACUUUGGCAAGAAGCGGUUGGAUCUGGCUGGUCCUCUGCUGGCAAAGCUCUUCCGUGGCAUCAUUCGCAAGUUGACAAACGACAUGAUGGGCGGCCUGAGGCGGUGCAUUGACGCUGGCAGAGACUUUGAUCUCACAGCCUCGCUCAAACCCAACACACUCACAAACGGGUUGAAAUACUCGUUGGCCACAGGCAACUGGGGAGAUCAAAAGAAGGCUGCGAGCUCCACUGCAGGUGUCUCGCAAGUGCUGAACCGAUACACUUUUGCUUCGACUUUGUCCCAUUUGCGGCGAACCAACACUCCCAUCGGAAGAGAUGGCAAGCUUGCCAAGCCUCGACAGCUUCACAACACUCAUUGGGGUCUCGUGUGUCCUGCUGAGACUCCCGAGGGACAGGCUUGUGGUCUGGUGAAGAACCUAUCGUUGAUGUGCAUGGUCAGUGUAGGAACGCCGGCAGAGCCCAUCUACGACUUCCUGGUCGCGCGAGGAAUGGACGUGCUCGAGGAGUACGAGCCAUCGAACUCUUCCAGUACAUCUAAGAUCUUUAUUAACGGCACAUGGGUUGGUGUAGCCAACAAGAUUGAAGAGUUGGUGGACUUGGUCUAUGAUCUCCGCAGGAAGAGUAGAGUUGAUCCUGAAGUCUCACUCAUUCAUGACGUCCGUGAAGGCGAGUUCAGGAUUUUCUCGGACGCUGGACGUGUCAUGAGACCUUUGUUUGUCGUCAACCAAAAAGAUGACCCUCGGACAGGCGCCCAGGCGGGCACUUUGGUGCUCACAAAGGAGCACGUCGCCAAGCUGCAUGCAGACAAGGACAACAACCUCAGCCCCGGAGACGAAGGUCACUACGGCUGGCAAGGCCUGAAGAGUGAUGGUGUUCUCGACCUGAUGGAUGCUGAACAAGAAGAGACGGCCAUGAUCUGCAUGUCGCCGAGCGAUCUAGAUAAGUUCAGAGCGCUCAAGUUUGGGGGUGCAACUCUGGACGAGUUGGAGGCCUUUGACAAGAACGAUAUCAACAGAAGACUGAACACCAAGAUCAACCCGACAACCCACAUGUACACCCACUGCGAAAUCCACCCCAGCAUGCUUUUGGGUAUUUGCGCAAGCAUCAUUCCUUUCCCUGACCACAACCAGUCACCCCGUAACUGUUACCAAUCUGCCAUGGGUAAACAAGCCAUGGGUUUCUUCCUCACAAACUACAACCGCCGCAUGGACACCAUGGCGAACAUUCUCUACUACCCUCAAAAGCCUCUUGGCACAACCCGGUCCAUGGAGUACCUCAAGUUCCGUGAGCUUCCUGCCGGCCAGAAUGCAAUCGUAGCAAUUGCUUGCUAUUCUGGAUACAACCAGGAAGAUUCCGUCAUUAUGAACCAAAGCACCAUCGAUCGCGGUCUGUUCCGUAGCUUGUUCUUCCGUUCAUAUACAGACUCGGAGAAGCGCGUCGGUAUCAAUAUGGUUGAAAAGUUCGAAAAGCCGUUCCGUGCCGACACGUUGAGGCUCAAGCAGGGCACUUACGACAAGCUCGAGGACGACGGUAUCGUUGCUCCUGGUACCCGUGUUUCUGGUGAAGACAUCAUCAUCGGCAAGACGGCUCCCAUCCCUGCGGACAACCAAGAACUCGGUCAGCGGACGGUGCAGCACACAAAGCGAGACGCAUCGACCCCUCUCCGCAGUACCGAAAGCGGUAUUGUCGACCAGGUCAUCGUUACGACCAAUCAAGACGGUCUUAAAUACGUCAAGGUGCGCGUGCGAACCACCAAGAUCCCGCAGAUCGGUGACAAGUUCGCAUCCAGACACGGACAAAAGGGUACAAUUGGUGUCACAUACAGACACGAAGACAUGCCAUUCACCAGGGAGGGUAUCACCCCUGACAUUAUCAUCAACCCCCACGCCAUUCCUUCUCGUAUGACAAUUGCCCAUUUGAUCGAGUGCUUGUUGUCAAAGGUCGCAACGCUCAAGGGUAUGGAGGGCGAUGCCACGCCCUUCACAGAGGUUACUGUGGAUUCGGUCAGCAACCUCCUGCGUGAGCACGGAUACCAAUCCCGAGGCUUUGAGGUCCUCUAUCACGGCCACACAGGUCGCAAGUUGCGAGCUCAAGUCUUCUUUGGACCGACCUACUACCAGCGUUUGAGGCACAUGGUGGACGACAAGAUCCACGCACGAGCGCGUGGUCCCGUCAAUAUCAUGACUAGACAGCCGGUGGAGGGUCGUGCACGUGAUGGUGGUCUGCGUUUCGGAGAAAUGGAACGUGAUUGCAUGAUUGCACACGGAGCAGCCUCCUUCUUGAAGGAGAGGUUGUUUGAGGUUUCGGAUGCAUUCAGGGCGCACAUCUGCGGCAUUUGUGGGCUGAUGACGCCCAUUGCCGAUCUAACGAGGAAAACAUUCGAGUGUCGACCAUGUAGGAACAAGACCAAGAUUGCGCAGGUUCACAUACCUUAUGCGGCCAAGCUCCUUUUCCAAGAGCUGGCGUCGAUGAACAUUGCCACUAGAAUGUUUACAGAGAGGUCGGGAGUUUCGAUUCGCUGA
Molecule: messenger RNA, 3831 nt
Organism: Pyricularia pennisetigena
Lineage: Eukaryota; Fungi; Ascomycota; Sordariomycetes; Magnaporthales; Pyriculariaceae
Exons: 3
Coding region: 1-3831 (1276 amino acids)
Biological process (GO): DNA-templated transcription
Cellular component (GO): RNA polymerase II, core complex
Molecular function (GO): DNA binding; ribonucleoside binding; DNA-directed RNA polymerase activity
Source: RefSeq, a predicted model, not a curated record